Molecule: messenger RNA, 420 nt
Organism: Vollenhovia emeryi
Lineage: Eukaryota; Metazoa; Arthropoda; Insecta; Hymenoptera; Formicidae
Exons: 2
Coding region: 94-402 (102 amino acids)
Source: RefSeq, a predicted model, not a curated record
AAUUUCAAUCUAAUCCCAAUCCCAAUUCGUAAUCUGAUACGGGCUUUAAGAUACCAGCUUCUCGGCAGCUCGACCGAGGUAAAGAGAUUCACAAUGUUCCGAUCUACGUCCAGAGACUCAAUCGUGAAUCCUCUCUUCAAGCGUGAACUCGUGAAAAGUGAAAGUUCGACAAAUAUCAAAUUCGUUAAUGUAAAAUUUUUUACUCUUCGCGAUUUUAAGCUGGAGAAAAAGAUUGACGAUCGGGCCCCAGUAUCGAAAACUUCACCGUUACCUCCGUUAUUCUCAGACCUUUCCCCAGCGAGUGCGAGUCGCGUCGCACAGGCGGCGCCGCGGUCGCUCCGACCAGUCCGCCUCGGGCCCUUGGUAAGAAAGCCUCUUGGUUCCGCGGGUCGUACGCCGUGAUCCCUGGCGCGAGGUGCG